Messenger RNA from Fonsecaea nubica, 978 nucleotides. RefSeq lists its product as hypothetical. Gene Ontology annotation, biological process: maturation of LSU-rRNA; maturation of 5.8S rRNA. The coding region runs from base 1 to 978 and encodes 325 amino acids. Gene Ontology annotation, cellular component: nucleolus; preribosome, large subunit precursor. NCBI's taxonomy places the organism in Eukaryota, Fungi, Ascomycota, Eurotiomycetes, Chaetothyriales, Herpotrichiellaceae. The record is from RefSeq and is a predicted model, not a curated record. The transcript is spliced from 2 exons.
AUGUCGUCGGACGAGAUUGUAUGGCAGGUGAUCAACCAGCAAUUCUGCUCGUUCAAGUUAAAACUGAGCAGCAAAGAUCAGACCUUUUGUCGCAAUGAGUACAACCUGACCGGGUUCUGCAACCGGCAGUCCUGCCCACUCGCCAAUUCCCGCUAUGCCACCGUCCGACCGGACCCUCAGAGCGGUGCCCUCUGCCUGUUCAUCAAGACCCCCGAACGCAACCACCUGCCUUCGAAGUGGUGGGAAAAGAUCCGUCUGCCCAACAACUAUGGAAAGGCGCUCUUGGCCCUCGACGAGAAAUUGCAAUACUGGCCCAAAUUCUACAUCCACAAAUGCAAACAGAGGCUCACGAGAUUGACGCAAGUCAAGAUCCGCGAAAGAAAAAUCGAAAAGGAAGAUGUGAGACUGGGCGAGAAGAACGUCAGUAGACUGGCGCCAAAGGUCCGGAGGAGGGAGGAGACCCGGGAACGGAAAGCAGAGAGUGCGGCGAAGGUGGAGAGGGAGAUCGAACGGGAACUUAUGGAGCGGCUGACGAGCGGCGCAUACGGUGACCGGCCGCUUAAUAUCGAAGAAGGCCUGUGGAGAAAGGUACUGAGAGGUCUGGAGAGGAAGGAAAAAGGUGAAGAGCUGCUGGAUGAAGAGUUGGAAGAGGACGAGAACGAAGAAAUCGAGGCAGAGGUGGAGUACGUUUCCGAUUUGGACGAGAGCGAGGACGAAUUGGAGCGGGAGAUGGAGGACUUUGACGACUGGCUCGGAGGAGAGAGCCCUGACGAAGAAGACGGAGAGUUCACUGAAGAGUCCGGAGAGGACGAAGACGAGAGCGAAGACAGCGACGAGGACGAGGCCGGAGACGAUGCGUCAGGCAAGAAGAGGAAGCGCCACACAAAACAACCGCCAAAGCCACAGAAGAAGCCUCGCGGCCGGGUGGAGAUUGAAUACGAGACCGAGCUGCCAUUGAAGGAGACGGUGUUGGCCUAG